UCAGGAAGCUAAACACAUUUCACAUACAGCUACACGAACAGAUGAAAUGCCCCUUGCUGGUAAGGAGGGUAACGAGAACAGGCAUAGUAAUCUGCAAUUCGGGAAGGAGGCGAGUAAAACUGAAAAACAUUGCGAAGAGGACAUAUGCAAUGUGUCAUCCGAAGAAGACCCAGAAAAACACUCUGACAGCACAAAGUGUACGACGGAAUUCGUUAAGGUCUGCUGGGAGACAGCAGAUGAGUAUGUGAAUCAGAUCAUAAAAGCUCAGGAUGCUGACAUAGAUCACAAUAUCAAGGAAUCGGACAUUGAGUGCAAGGAAAAGGUCUCCAAAAGGAACUUCUACCACAAGGCAGAGGCAGAAGUAAGACCGGAUAUUUGCUACACCUCCGAAGAACAGCCGUCCGAAGAGACAAAUGAUUACUCUGACAGCAACCCCAAGGAAGAAAUACGCUCUGAGAGUGAUCCGGAAACAACUUCUUGUUCAAGCCAAAAAUCCACUGACACCUCCCUGAGCUACAGUCAAGUUUACAGCGAGAUCUACGAAGAGUCAACAAGGCGUCAACAGAGGGCAGACAGACUCUGUCGUGUGUUCAAUCUGAAUAAAUUCAGAGAGGAAUAUUCAUCGGGCUAUCCCGCAGAAUGGGCACAUCGAACUGAAGAAGAUUCAGAGCCAUACACAGACAGAAGUUGGAGCUCCGAGACCUGGAGCGAUGUUGCACACUAUCGCAGAGCGACAAAUGUGAGCAUCAAACCAAAGGUCAGUGGUUUUAUGGAAACGUUUCACAGUCCCGAUUGCGGGGAGCAGCAAAAGGAACAGGAAGAGAAGACAGCCACAAAUAGCUCUGUCGAUUCUGCUGAUGCACCUGAAGAUUGCAAUGAUCAGGAGCCACUGAGGAUCAUAAGCGAGUAUGAGAACAAGGAUGCCUUAGAUAGCGUGAGAAGCUCCUUUGGCAGAUCGAUAGACAGCGAUGAGCUAGAGUUUGAUUCAGAGCAGAUUGGAGAAAGUGAAGGGCAAACGCCUCAACCUUCACCAAGAAGCCUGAAAGAUUUCCAUGCAGGACCCAGUCAUUGUCAAAUCAGCUCUCAAAAGGAUCAGAAGGAGAUUUCUCAAGCGGAACGCAGUGACCGAGAGAUGACAGAUGACACCAGCUAUCCAGCCAGCAGCGAGAGUUCCACCAGAUCAACAAUACACCGAUCUUCUCUACCGAGAGAUAAUCUCUGCUGCGGCACACGCCAUCAUCAUCAGCGUCAUCGUCGGCGUCCGCGUCGCCCUAAAAGUGUGCCCAAGAAAUAUCAAGAUCGUGGAAAUAGUCCCAUUAACAUUAAGAUGGCACGAUGCAGCAGCAACUCGGAGAAAGUUGACAGUAAGACUGAGGGAAAUCAGGAUUGCUUAAUUACCAGAUCGAUGGCCUCCAUUGGAACACAAUGUCAAAGCGAUUGUGAGGGGAAUGGGCCGAAGACAGCGCGAAGUCCCUUGGGUCUAAGGAUCUACAAUGCAGACGAGGCGUUGAUGGAAUUGCCAGAUACCAAGGGUUAUGUAGUCAUGGAUGAGAAUUCAUGCUUCUUGGACCUAUCGGCCUCCGCCAAUGAAGACCAAAUCCGAGCUAAGCUCUUGGCAGCAGCUCUGACCAGCACCAGGAGUGGGAAUAAGCGCAGAAGAGAGAGAAUAACUCCCAACGAUGACACCUGCCAUCGGUCGAUAAAGAACUGCAUGCCCAGUGUAAUAUUCAAACGACGCACUGAGCCGGUGAAGGAUAUAUUCAAUAAAGAUCGCUUGUAUUGGAUAGCCGAGAGCAUUCUGAGGGCCUCUGAGCAAAGAUAUCAAGAUAUCCCAAUGGAAUACCCGAUAUCCAGGGGAUACGAUGCUGAUCGAUUGCAUGUUGAUCGCGAGAUUCGGGGAUUGGAGUUCAACAAAAGGUUCCAGCAGCAGCUGCGGGCUCUCGAGGAGAUUUUUCAUUGAAUCGUUAUGGAUUAAAUAUAUUUUGAACAAUUACGUGACAUCGAA
Drosophila guanche is the source of this 2005-nucleotide messenger RNA. RefSeq lists its product as uncharacterized. NCBI's taxonomy places the organism in Eukaryota, Metazoa, Arthropoda, Insecta, Diptera, Drosophilidae. The coding region runs from base 47 to 1960 and encodes 637 amino acids. The transcript has 3 exons. The record is from RefSeq and is a predicted model, not a curated record.